UGUAAAUCAUGCAUCCACAAAAUUACGAUUAAGAUAAUCUACGUUUAUUUUUUGAUCAGUGUUAUGUUGACUUGUUAUGUUUAACUACUUUGGAAGAGACUACUUACAACACACUUUACAACAACUGAAAACCCACAAGAACAACACAGCUCAGUGCACCCAAUUUUUUUUGGGAAAUUAAAUUAAAAAUAAAUGGUCAAUUAAAGUCGGUUAAACCAUCCAUGAAUAUACCCCUUAUAAUCGUAUGAAUUGAAAUGUUCCUGCGGACAAUAAAAAGGUCCUCGCUAGUCUUUUUGAACGCGUUGAGCUUCCGUUGGUCGGUUUCCAUAGAGACCAUCUAUGGUUGGGGCGAAUGAACAGCUAGCUACAGCGACAGGGGAGAAACGAGAGCAUCAUCUGCUGUGAAGGAGCUGGCAGGUCAAAAUGUCAUUUAGAGACUUAAGAAAUUUCACAGAAAUGACGAGGGCCUUGGGCUAUCCGCGGUUGAUAUCCAUGGAAAACUUCAGAACUCCAAAUUUCACUUUAGUGGCUGAAAUACUAAUAUGGCUUGUAAAGAGAUAUGAGCCUCAGAUGGAUAUUCCUACUGAUGUAGAUACAGAGUCAGACAGAAUAUUCUUCAUCAAGGCGGUGGCCCAGUUUAUGGCAACUAAGGCUCACAUCAAGUUGAACACCAAACGCCUCUAUCAGGCUGAUGGCUACGCAGUGAAAGAGAUUCUGAAGAUCACCUCAGUGCUGUACAGCGCUAUGAAGACCAAACAGAUGGCCCUGGGAGAGCAAACCGAGGAGGAGAACAGCAAAUUCAAGUUCGACCUCGGCUCACGGAUUUCAGAUCUUAAAGCGGCUCGGCAGUUGGCAUCCGAAGUCACAUCUAAAGGAGCAUCUCUGUAUGAUUUACUGGGAAAAGAAGUGGACUUAAGGGAAAUGAGAACUGCGGCUAUCGCCAGACCUCUGGAAAUCAAUGAGACUGAAAAGGCCCUGAGAGCUGCCAUCAAGGAAGUUUUGGAAAGUGUGGAGAAGACCAAAGACAUGCUGAGUAAUGUUGUUUCUGAUGAAACCAGUCUGGACGCUAAGAUAGAAAAAAAGAACCAGGAGCUGGAGAGGAAUCGGAAAAGGCUCCAGACACUGCAGAGUGUCAGGCCAGCCUUCAUGGAUGAAUAUGAAAAGAUUGAGGAAGAUCUGCAGAAGCAAUAUGAAACCUUUGUGGAGAAGUUCAGGAACCUUUGCUUCCUGGAGUCUCAGCUGGAUGAAUACCAUAGGCUGGAGCAGGAGAGGUUUGAGGAGGCCGAAAACACAAUGAGGAUGAUGCAGAACGUGUUGAGGGAGGAGGAGGAGAGGGACCUGACGAAGAGCUCCUUAAAAGAUGAGGAUUCUGACAUGGACGUGCCAGAAGACGAAGGCUCGGACAGCGACAUGGAAGAAUGUCGACCUUCUAAGCCACGGCCGACACGAAACGGCAUCACGACAGGAAGAGCAGCGCGAUUCGUCGGUAACAUGCAGGGGGGUGAUAGUGAUGAGACUGAAGACAGCGAGAUUGAUGUGGACGAGGAUGAUGAGGAAGAUGAUGAAGGUGAGGAAGAGGAGAGCAAGGAUUUGGAGGACGACAGUCUCGAGGGCCCAGUGUCCAGGGGUGUGCGCCCCUCAAAGGGCGUGAUAAGACCACCUCUGCUGGAGGAGAGCGAUAAUGAUUUCUGAAUAAUUAAAGAAGAGAUCCAGCUGUUUCUGCUUUUCCGCUCAGAUAAACCAUUUAUUCGAGAGAGAUGUUCAUUAUUUAUUAUGUUCAAUCAUGUUGUUUUUGCAACUAUAGUUCAUAUUUUUGAAAUAUUUGUGUAAACUGUAUUCCUUAAUAAAAAUAUAAAAAAUGUAUUAUCUCUUUCACCUGACUUGAUUAUGAAAGCAGAAUAAAAUACCUUUUG
Messenger RNA from Gymnodraco acuticeps, 1913 nucleotides. It is a transcript of the gene ift38, whose product is annotated as clusterin associated protein 1. Gene Ontology annotation, biological process: cilium assembly. Bases 424 to 1692 code for a protein of 422 amino acids. The transcript has 13 exons. The record is from RefSeq and is a predicted model, not a curated record. Lineage: Eukaryota; Metazoa; Chordata; Actinopteri; Perciformes; Bathydraconidae. Gene Ontology annotation, cellular component: cilium; centrosome; intraciliary transport particle B.